Molecule: messenger RNA, 1873 nt
Organism: Rhagoletis zephyria (snowberry fruit fly)
Lineage: Eukaryota; Metazoa; Arthropoda; Insecta; Diptera; Tephritidae
Product: adenylate cyclase type 6-like
Biological process (GO): adenylate cyclase-activating G protein-coupled receptor signaling pathway; intracellular signal transduction; cyclic nucleotide biosynthetic process
Cellular component (GO): plasma membrane
Molecular function (GO): adenylate cyclase activity
Source: RefSeq, a predicted model, not a curated record
AACGCUGCAGCUGACUUUAACUGUGAUUAUUUUUUAGCUAUAAAUACAUUCUUGCUGCUGACGCUGUUGUCGAUGAUGACUUGUGCCACCUAUCAAGUAUUGCGUAUUGUAUUGAAAUUGUUAUUGCUGCUACUUCUCGCUUCAUUCUAUACUGGCUUCUCAAUGUACCUGUAUACGCGCAAGGAUAUUCGCUUCAUGCUGGACACGGAGGAGGCUUUGCUGCGCUAUAUAAUUGAUUCGAUUUUUCUUUUUGCAUUCAUGUUGGCGCUGAUUUUUCACAGUCAUCAAACGGAGGCCACUUAUCGUCUAGAUUUCAUUUGGAAAUUACAAGCCACAGAGGAGAAAGAGGAUAUGGAACAUUUGCAAGCGUAUAAUCGCAAGCUGCUGGAAAAUAUUUUACCUGUGCAUGUUGCGGAACAUUUUCUGAGUCGGGAAAAGAAUAUCGAUGAUCUCUAUCAUGAGCAAUGUGAUAGUGUGUGUAUACUGUUUGCGUCGAUACCGAAUUUUUCGGAGUUCUAUGUUGAAUUAGAAGGUAAUAAUGAGGGCGUGGAAUGUUUGCGUCUGCUCAACGAGAUUAUCGCCGAUUUUGACGAAUUGCUAAGUGAGGAACGUUUUCGCUACAUUGAAAAGAUCAAAAGUACUGGUGCAACAUAUAUGGCCGCUUCUGGUUUAACGGCAAAUACCUGUAAUCAAGUGAACUUUUGUCAUGUUACCGCAAUGGCAGAGUACGCAUUGCAGUUAUUUGAUAAAAUCGAAGAGGUUAAUACACAUUCGUUCAACAAUUUUCGGCUGCGUAUAGGUAUAAAUAUCGGGCCUGUUGUGGCUGGUGUUAUUGGAGCGCGUAAGCCGCAAUAUGAUAUUUGGGGAAAUGCCGUAAAUGUGGCCUCACGCAUGGACUCUACUGGGUUGCCAGAUCACAUACAGGUCACACAAGAGGUAUAUCAGAUUCUGGUCGGACGUGGCUUUGAGCUUACCUGUCGCGGUAGUGUUAACGUCAAGGGCAAAGGCUCUAUGAUUACAUACUUUUUGAAAGGAAAGUCAGCGCAGCUACCAGCGCUGGAGGCAAACCACAUCAAUGUGGUGCCGACGACAAUAAAUGAAGCAAUUGGCACUGCAGCAGCUGUGGAGGCCGAGAAAAAUAAUAAGAAUAUUGAUUUGGCUAAUUGUGGCACAGUGAUAUCGCCCGUCAAAGAAAGCGCAAAGCCACUAUCUGACACCCAACUAGAAGAGAAAAAGUCUGAGUUUAUAUCAUCUCCACCACAAGUACCAGCGGAGGAGGCAGCACCACUCUCCUCCUCUCCACCAACCGAUCAAACGAACAAAGUCAGCACAGACUCUGGCGACGAUCUCUCACCCGAUUCGGAGCUAAAUUCCUACAUGCAGAGUGCCACCGCACAACGCCGAAAGUCGCUCUGCCGCCAACACAACAUAUCCUCCUCCUUUGGCAACACAACUAGCUCUAGUUCAGCACUCACGCCCUCAGCACUUUCCAGCAGUUCGAGCGUGGUUACUAUAGCCAUUUUGCCAGCAAUUGCCAAAGCUGGCUCCUCGUCCAUGGAGAUAUCCAUGGAGGGCACUAUGGGCAGCAGCUCAAUGAAUACCACCACAUCUGCCAACUCGACCAGCGGGCGCAGCAACAGCCAACCGCGUACCUGUGUCGAUGAACUGAAGGAGGCAUUCAAAGAUGAAAACGAAAAGCCACCACUCAAAGACUCAAUUGAAAAUCUACAAAUUUUACUACAAAAUAAUAUCAGCCUUUCGGAUCUCAGCAAUAAGCAGCAAUUGAAUCUACGAUCAAGCGAUGCCAAAAUGCAGCAACUGAAAAAGGAAACGAUCGUGACAUUCCGCACGGAGACCGCUGCACGUCGACAAC